Magallana angulata is the source of this 623-nucleotide messenger RNA. RefSeq lists its product as uncharacterized. Lineage: Eukaryota; Metazoa; Mollusca; Bivalvia; Ostreida; Ostreidae. The transcript has 4 exons. Bases 125 to 559 code for a protein of 144 amino acids. Gene Ontology annotation, molecular function: chitin binding. The record is from RefSeq and is a predicted model, not a curated record. Gene Ontology annotation, cellular component: extracellular region.
GCAUAUCAUGUAAUUCGAGGAAUUACUAGGGAAUGAAUUGUCAGUGAAAUUUGAUAAGAAGUGCAGGUGCUAUAACUCUAUAAAGUGGACGUAUAGACAGGACGCAGUCUGAAGCUUUCCUAAUAUGAUGCUCAUCUGUAUCAUUGUUUCGCUCUUGGCACAUUUGAUAUCUGCCGACGAAUGCUUUGGAAAAGUUGACGGCGUGUACGAGGUGGCCUGUCGGUCCUAUGUCGUCUGCCACAACCAGCACGGAACCAUCCAUAACUGUCCGGACCCUCCAGCCACUAAUACCGUCUUCAACUCCAAUACAAAAUCAUGUGACGAUCCUGCAAGGGUACCCGCCCCUUGCGGUAUGUGGCAGGACUGUACUCUGUUAGCGGACAAGAGAUACGCCGAUAUAACCAGGAACUGCACCUCCUACUACACAUGCCACGGAGGGACGUACUUUGGACACAAUUUCUGUAACCCAGGUGUCGUCUUUGAUGAAGUCAUGCAGAUUUGCAACUGGCCCCAGAAUGUAGCUCCACCUUGUGGUACAAGGGGAACGAAGCGUAGAUAACUUACGUCAUGUGAAUAAUGAAUGUAUUCUCGAUAUAUAUACAAUAAAAUAAUUUUUUAUGUAA